Messenger RNA from Magallana angulata, 1968 nucleotides. RefSeq lists its product as uncharacterized. The record is from RefSeq and is a predicted model, not a curated record. Lineage: Eukaryota; Metazoa; Mollusca; Bivalvia; Ostreida; Ostreidae. The transcript is spliced from 2 exons. The coding region runs from base 1 to 972 and encodes 323 amino acids.
AUGAACUAUGAUCCAUCUCUCUUGACCCAGACGCAGGAUCCCGUAGCCUUAGAAAUGGCUGCAUUAGAAAGAGGGGCAUAUGAUCAAGAGGAUCCCUCAUACAUGAGCAAGGAAGACUUCGGAAUUAUAACUACCACUCAAGAAGGAAUUCUGAAUACCAUGCAAGUCAUGAGCAAUGAAAUUGCUAAUCAUACCGACGUCAUCUUGAAAAAACUUCAAAAAGGAAUUCUGGAUAUCCUCGAAGGGCCUUAUACUACUCACAAUGUUUCCAAUAACCUUAAGCUAAAAAUAGCUAACGGCGAGUAUGUUAACUUGGGUCUUUUAGUUGAUCGCACUUAUGAAUCUGAUCCUAAUGACGAUACAAAAUACUUCUCUAUGCAAGGUGGCAACAUUACCUUGUCAUCCAAAUACAAACCCACGGUUAUUGCAGAUAUUCAGGUAUGGACUGAUGCAUUUCUGGUCUAUGCCUCUAUAUAUGUCCUAGCACACCCUGAGUGCAGUACAGCUUUAUUCAAAUAUAUGCAUACUAUCAGGCUAGGGGCUAGUCGUGCAAAAGCUCUCGGCUGGAGAGAUUAUGACAUCCAAUUCCGUUUGAAAAAAGAAUGUAAUCCAAAUAUGUCAUUUGCUGUUGUUGACCAAGAGUUGUGGCUUUUAUAUAUGUACAGCCCUCUGGCUGUUCAAGGGUCUGUUACACAAAACAUCCCCCUUAGAUGUUAUGAAUUCAAUUAUAAAGGUCAAUGCAACAAAAGUGUAUGUCAAUACAAGCAUGAGUGCAUUUUGUGUUCUUUAAAUCACCCCUAUAUCAAAUGCAGACGCAGUUCAGGCUCUGAUUCAACUUACAGGCCAAACAGCGUUUCAACAUCCUGGCGCCCUCAGUUACCUAGAAUGCAGUCAACCACGUCCACCUAUGCUAGACCUGCCCUACCUCAGCGUCCCAGAGCCCCCCAAGCAACCCACCAAUUUAGACCUUAGCACCAUUGCUCACUCUCCGGUUAAUGUCCUAAACUUAAGUAAAUAUCUCGCUCACUAUCCAGAUCAACUAGCUGCUUUUGAAUUAUUACAGGGUUUUACAUAUGGGUUUAAGCUUGGGUACCAGGGUCCACGGGUUGCAUCAGACGCUAAAAACCUUAAAUCUUUGUACUGUUUGCAGCGUGAAGCUAUGCAGGCCGUCAACAAGGAACUCAUUUUGGGGAGGGUUGCAGGCCCCUUUCUGUUUUCACCACUUCCUAAUCUAAGGUUGUCACCGGUGGGCAUGGUACCUAAAAAGAUGGCUCAUUUCGACUCAUUCACCACCUAUCAUACCCAUCUGGAUCUAGUGUUAAUGACUUUAUUGACAAAAGUUUGUGUUCAGUCAAAUAUUCCUCUUUUGAUGAAGCCCAUUGUAUGUUAGCUAAUCUGGGUCCCGGGGCACAAAUAUCUCGCCUUGAUAUUAAAAGUGCCUUUAGAUUGCUACCGAUUCACAUGUCUGAAUUUGAGUUGUUAGGUUUUAAGAUACAGGACAUGAUUUUUAUUGACAAGUGUUUACCAUUUGGCUGCUCUGUUAGCUGUGCUACGUUCGAGAAAUUUUCAACAUUUUUAGAAUGGGUAUUUAGGGACAGAUCAAGUUGUGACAACAUAGUGCAUUAUUUGGAUGAUUUUUUACUAGCUGGAAAAGCUAGAUCACAGGACUGUGCCUAUCUGAUGGGUGUUUUUAGGGAAAUUUGUACAGAGUUAGGAGUCCCGUUAGCUGAAGACAAAACUCUUGGUCCCGCAAACUGUCUAGUGUAUCUUGGCUUAGAAAUUAACACAUCUAGUAUGACUGUUAAGAUCCCCUCGGACAAAAUUCAGCAGUUAAAGUUCAAGUUGUUGCAUAUUUUACAAAGACACAAAGUAACUUUACUAGAACUUCAAGAAUUAACUGGGUUGCUGAACUUCUGUAUUCGUGCUAUCCCAGCUGGUAGGGCAUUUGUUAGAAGGUUGAAUGAUGCA